Messenger RNA from Podarcis lilfordi (Lilford's wall lizard), 5334 nucleotides. The record is from the annotation of a GenBank genome assembly. NCBI's taxonomy places the organism in Eukaryota, Metazoa, Chordata, Lepidosauria, Squamata, Lacertidae.
CAGGAUUCUUGGUCUCAAUCUGAAUCCAGUCCAUCACUUAGUAGCCAUUCUGAUUGCUAACUUGGACCAGCAGUCCCUUCUUUUUCAUGGAUACUGCACCUGUCAAUGAUGCCUCAUCAAAGAACUAGAGUUGCAGUAGUGAUGCAUACCCAGGCAACUGGGGUUUCGGAGAUCCUUUUUCUGUUCUCUUUCUCUCAGUUGUUUUCCAGGAUGUUGUUGCCUUUGCUGCUGUUCCUGGGGAACGGAUGGAUGGUUGUUUCUGCCAGCCCGAAUGUGUCUGCCAUCCCUGUGAAGUUGUGGGCCUGUCUGCCGAAAGGAGGAGUAGCUGAAGCAAGGUUGCUUUGUCGCAUGCAUGGAUUGUAUGCCAAUGGAUCCAACCCUGGAGUGUUCCAGAGCUUCUACAUGUUCCAUGCCGUCUCAGACUCAAUCAGCUGCCACUGGAGAGACAUAGCCAAUUGCACCCUCAAGACCAGUGGAGAAGUUGGACAUUUUUGUUACAGCAUGCAGACGGCCAGUUCAAGUGUUCGCAUUCCUGUUUCUUGCCGACCUUUGCCUACACACCUGGAUUCUCGUUCAGCCGAAAGCAGCAGCAUCCAGGAUGGUUCAUGCGAUGUUGCCCUCAUUUCUGCUGCUUUAUGGAAACCUGGUGCACCGCUGCAUCUGCGAACUGUUGUUGGAACCCAGAACACUAGGUUUCCUGGAGAUCAGUUCCAGCUGUCCUUGAUUUCGCCCUCUGGAAAGAACAUCACCCGCCUAAUCGUUAAUUGGGAAUCUCAGGAGUGGGAAUUAAAUGGAAUGGACUUAAUUAAACAGGGGCCACCAGACUGGGUGGUGCCGAUCAGGGGGACACGCUGUGACCAACAAAUGUCCUCUAUCAGGUUUAAAUUCUAUGGUUUUGUUGCCAUCACAGAGGAAAUAAGUGAGCAAGGUUCAUACCGGGUAGAAUUUGGCUCUCAAAACAAAACAAUUCUUACAUUUAAUCCCCUGAUCACAGACAUCCUCCCACUUCGCCGUUUGACCAACCCCAUCAUUGGGUCUCAUGUGUUGAAAUUAGAUCAGCCUGAACAAAUUGUCAUGCACCCCCAGACCUCACUAAAGGAGGUGCAGAUUCAUUUUGAGGGUUUGAAUGUGUCACAGAGAGCACCUCAAUGUGCUCCCUUUCUCGGAGUCAGCCACAGAGGUUGGAUGGAGUGGGUUAAAAUGUGGGAUGGAGUACAUCAUGGGGAAAGGGUUAAAAGAGAACUGAUGGAUUGGCUUGGGCCCCUAGGAGCAGGUCUUUCUUUCAUAGAUGCAGCCAACAUAGAAGUCUUGGCUAAUAAACUUUCAUAUUCCACAAAACAAAUAGGGAAACUGACUGCUCCAUUAACCAAAUCUCUCUUGCAGCUCACAGAACAACCACAAGCUAUCAGUAAAGUGCUUCCAGUCUGGGAAGCAAUAUUAGAAGAGGACAGCAUGUUGAUUGUGUCUGGAAUCCAGUCGCUCCAAAGCAAUGUUUCAUUGGCUUUAGCAUGUGAACAGGCACAAGCAAUCACACAGAAUGUAGUCAUGGGAAUGAUUCGAGAGGCCAAGGCGGGAAACAUUCCCAUGGAGGUGAGCAAUUUAAUUCGGCCAGAGCUCACUUCAGGAGAAAUAGCUUUGGAGAAUUGGUGGAGGUUGCUAAAUGCAUCUUAUGAUUCUGCCCAGAAUAUGCUGCGGUUAUUUUUAAUAACCGUAGAAGCCACCCAGAUCAUCCCAAUCUAUCCAGUGGUCCCCUUGGGAUUCCAGAUUGACAAGGAUUUGGUCAUGUAUUCCAGGGACUCCAAUAGGUGGGCACGGAUGAGGAAUGGUGACUGGCAAACAGUUAAUGUGCAAGGUUGUGUGAAAAGGGAAAACUUGGGCUUUGUAUGUGAAGACAACAGUUUAGAAGAACACCACGAAUGCUUCUCUCCUCAGCUUGUAAAUAGUUCCCACUGCUCUUUUGAUGUAAUCCAAGAAGAAAGUUCUAUUGUUGUGUAUACUGGGAAGGGCUGUAUUUGUGUAAGAACGCCAUGUGAGUUUGUAAUCAUUAAUGGUCUGGUUAUCCAGCCUAUGCUGCCUUAUCUUAACCGUUGUUUUUGCAAUAUUAGUGUGCUUGUAGGCUGUGAUUUCCAAUUUCGGGUACCUGUUUGGACUGUGCAGCACAUGAAGGCUUACCCAUCUUUGUAUCGAGAAAUCUCGCCUAUUUCUCUAGGCCUUGGCCUUUCUACUCUGAAAAACCUGCUUUCUCACCCCUCCCUGAAGCAGGAAUUGUUGAAAAUCAAAGACAUGGGUGAGAAUGCUGCACUUGAGAUUCUGCAUAGCAAUAGGGAGAUUGCCCAGAUUGUAGCCACAGUUAAAUCUGCUGGAGACCACGCUUGGUGGGAGGUGCUUCUUGGAUGGUCUCCAAGUUCAAAUGGAGUACUAAAUAUUGCUCUCCACCCUAUUGUGGUGAUUUUAUUAUUUCAAGUGGCGCUAGUGAUCAGUUUGUUGCUGCUGGUCGGCUGGAUGAGGCGGCAAACACAAAGACUUUAUGAUUUAGAGAACCAGAUACAGGCCGCCAGAGGAAGCCUGUGAUGGGAAUACUUGCUAGAGCAAACACUCCUUUAAUGGAAGGACGUUGCCAGAUACCACAAUUGUGAUUUUAAGCUUCCAUCUUGUCUGUUUAUGGUCAGCUGACAUGGUCUAGCAGCUAAGGACAAGAUGCUUGACCUCCAGAACAGUCACAUUCUAUUGAAUGGCUGUGAAGAGACAGGAAAGAUCUGUUGUAUGUGGUUGUCAGUAGGGAAAGCCCAGUGCAUGAGAUCCUGUAUAAAUGGAAGGGCUAUGCUCAGUUUUAGAAACGGAGAUAUGAAAGCUAGGAGCUAAAUGGCACCUUAAUCCUAGGUUAUGGGUGCAACAACAGAAUGUCUAGGCGUGCUUUUUUAUAACAAGAAUACAAAGCUGAAAAUGAAUGAACUGCAGCUAAAAUCGUAUGUUCAUUUUUCACUUAGUCUAGUCCUUCCCCUGCCCACCCACCUAAUAUUCUUAAGAGGGUCUCUUCUCCAGUCUUCAGACAGUAGCUGGAAGUGGGGAGGCAGAAAAACGUCCUCCUGCAGUUUUAAUCUGAAAUCUUAGGCUCAGUACUGUACCCAGAGCUCAGAAACUGCUCAAGCUAAAGAAAUUCCCUGUUGCAAAAGGCGCCUAGAACAAUGGGAGUUUCGAACACUGGCUAUGCUUGAUCGGGGCACUUGCUCUACACAGCUAUGACCUAUACAUGAAUAACACAAGCACAGAGCUGGGGAAAAGGGCAGAGCCUAACCCUAACCACCCUGCACUACAGAAUCCUUGGAUUCAGACUGUUGAAUGGGAGCCAUCCAUGCUGCUGGCAUUUAUUGAAAACACACCUAUUGGUUCUGCAUUUCCUGAUCGUUAACACUGGAUCAUACAGCCUGGAAUUUUUAAUAUGUGUGCAUAUAAAAAUGUUUUUUAAUGUUUUAAUAUUGUAAACCAAUUCAGUAUUUUUAAAUAGAAAGUAGUCUAGAAAUAUUUUUAAAUAAAUAAAAUCCUCUGCAUCCAAUUGCAAUCUAUUUAUCUUGCGUGUGCACACAAUCCCACACACCCAGCAGUAGUACUUUACCUGGGAAAUAACCAGGAUCAUUUGUUUUUAUUUCUCUAGGGGCUUUGUACUCUGAAAUGAAAUGAGCGUAGAACUUUAUUAAUUUUUUCUUCUACCAGUUGCAGUACAGUACAGAGAAGCUUUAUUCAUGGAGCUUAAGUUGAGAUUCCAUAAUACAAGCACUGUAGGAUUCAUUUAUUUCUCCUGUCCAUAACUUGCCUAUUCCUUGGGAUGCUGUUCCAUGGUCUAAUGUCCUUGGGAAACGUUCCAGACAUUCUGGCUAUCUCUAGCAGUAGCAUACACUUAGCAGCGCCUCCUGUUUUACAGCCAGUAUGAUUGGUUGUCUGCCAAAGAGAUAUGCUUUGCCACCUGAGAAGGUCUGGGACAGUACCAAAAGAGCACAGUGGCAGCUGCUCACAUACACAAACCUGAAAAUAAUAUACCGUACUUGGAAAAACAAAAAUGGGAAUUAUUAUUUUUCUGAAAAACUUAAAUAAAAAUAAAUCCUAGGCAUAAACCAAUGUAUAAACUCAUUAGCUGUUGACCCUUCCUCGUAAAUUCAGUUCUGGGAAUUGGCUGCUGCCUCAUAUGUUUGUGUACACAAAGCAGGUAGUGGACUGCUAACAUGUGGCCUUACUUUAAUGGCAGUGAGUACAAAUUGAAAUAGAUGUCCUGCUGGAAUGGUGCUUGCUCCUCUGUAGUCUUUGAAAAUCUAAAUUUGAUUCCCAAACUUUUGGGGCACCCAAGGUUCUGCUCACCAGGCCUUCCUACUGUAUUGUGUCUCUUCUCCAUUAAUUCACCUUCCUUUAUGGCUUCCUCUUUGGGCUGCUUCUUCUGAGUUUCCAAGGACUCCACUGUUAACCUCACAAUCUGCCAUGGGUGCUGGUCAUAAGAAAUACCUUAUGAAGGGAUGCUUUUAAAGACAUUCCCUUUAUAGGUUAAAAGGGAAAUCGUGUAAAAUGCAUAAGUGAGACAAAGAGAUGUAAGGCGUUGUUGUAAGAAUGACAUAGUGGAAGUAGUACUCCAUUUAGUUUGAGGAGUAAUGCCUCAUGCUACUAUCCCCCUCCAGGUGUUCUACUCUUGCUGUAAAAGCAACACGGGAGUGACAAAUGUGUUAAGCUCCUGCCAUUGCCAUCCUUCUUGCCUCCAUGAGCUGCUAUCUGAAGCAGAAAGCCUCCUGUACUCAUGGAAGCUUCCUACAUGAUUUAGCACUCCAAUUUUUUCAGCAUUAAAAAAACACCACCCCACAGCUUUUUGAGAAUAUUACCCUUGUAGAGGGAAAUAUGGACAGCACGAUCAGAACUUAACAUUUUCAUCCCCACUUGCAUGUUGUUAUUUGCACAUAAGCAGAAUGUCUUAAGAAGGCUAUUCUAAUGCAGUAAGUCUACAGUUUGAAUUCUCACCUGAGUGAUAGGGGAACCCUCUGUUUUCUCUUUGUCUCUCCUUCUGCAAUAAAGAGAGAAUAGUGCUAGCCUACUAUACUGGGAAGUUUUAAGGACUCCUGAGCUCAUGGACAUUAAAGGCUUUGAAUGCUUGAUACAUGCUAUAUAAAUGCAACGUAUAAUGUGAAAAGGGUGUUCUGUUGGUUGGAUCAAGUGUUGUAACAAAAAUAUGCAAUUUAUUGGGGGGAAAGGAGGAAAUUGGAUCCAGCUGGAUUAGUGCAGAUCCCUGGACAAAAAUAUUCAAUUGGCAAACUACCUUAUAAAAAUAAAAUGUGUACUGAUGCCAGAUAUUGUAACCAC